Ochotona curzoniae (black-lipped pika) is the source of this 4725-nucleotide messenger RNA. It is a transcript of the gene LAMP2, whose product is annotated as lysosomal associated membrane protein 2. The record is from RefSeq and is a predicted model, not a curated record. Bases 127 to 1359 code for a protein of 410 amino acids. Gene Ontology annotation, cellular component: membrane. NCBI's taxonomy places the organism in Eukaryota, Metazoa, Chordata, Mammalia, Lagomorpha, Ochotonidae. The transcript is spliced from 9 exons.
CGCUGAAGCGCCGACUCCUGGUUCUUGCAGCGCUGUGGUCGGUGGUCGGCGGUUGUCUCUCAACUCCGGGCGAGCCUCUUGGCUGUCGUGGUCGCCAACCGUUGUCGCCUCCUGCUCUGUGGGAUCAUGCCGCGCCCCGGUCUCUCCCCAGUUCAGGGCUUGGGAUUCGUUCUGUUCUGCCUGGUUCUCGGAGCCAGCCAGUCAUAUGCAUUCGAACUUCAUUUGAACGAUUCAAAAAAUGCCACUUGCCUUUAUGCAAAUUGGCAGAUGAAUUUCAACAUAAGCUAUGAAACUAUCAACAAAACUAAAAAAUCCGUUGUUCCAGAAUAUAGCAAUGUGACAUAUAAGGGAAGCUCUUGUGGGGAUGAGGAGAAUGGUCCCAAAAUAGCAAUGCAGUUUGGGUCUGCUUUUUCCUGGACUGUGAAUUUCACCAAGAAAGCAUCUAACUAUUUGAUUGACAGCAUUUCAUUUUCCUACAACAUUAGUGAUGACAGAGUAUUUCCUGGCGCUAAAGACAAAGGAAUUAUUAAUGUUAAUGACUCUGUGAAAAUUAAAAUUCCUUUGAAUGAAAUCUUUAAAUGCAAUAGUUUAUUAACAUUGGAGAGGCAUGAUGUUGUGCAGAACUAUUGGGAAGUUGUUGUGCAAGCUUUUGUUGAAAAUGGCACAGUGAGCAAAAAAGAGUUUCUGUGUGAUAAAGACAAACCUUCUACUACAGUGACACCUGUCACCCAGACCACUGUGCCGUCUUCUACUACAACUCCCACUCCAAAGGAAAAACCAGGGGUUGGAACCUAUUCGGUUCAUAAUAGCAACGGUACUUGUCUUCUGGCUACCAUGGGGCUGCAGCUGAACAUCACUCAGGACAAGGUUUCUUCGGUUAUUAAUGUCAAUCCCAACUCAACUGGCUCCAGUGGCAGCUGCUCUCCUCAAACUGCUCAACUUAGGCUGAAUGACAGCAUCAUUAAGUAUCUUGACUUUGUCUUUGCUGUGAAAAAUGAAAAUCGCUUCUAUCUGAAGGAAGUGAAUGUCAGCUUGUUGGUUAAUGAAACUGUUCUCAGCAUUUCAAACACCAAUCUUAGCUACUGGGAUGCCCCGCUGGGAAGUUCUUACAUGUGCAACAAAGAGCAGACUAUCUCAGUGUCUGAAGCAUUUCAGAUAAAUACCUUUGAUCUAAGGGUUCAACCUUUCAGUGUGAUAGAAGGAAAGUAUUCUACAGCUGAAGAAUGUUCUGCUGACUCUGACCUCAACUUUCUUAUCCCUGUUGCAGUGGGUGUGGCCUUGGGCUUCCUUGUAAUUGUUGUCUUUAUUUCUUAUAUGAUUGGAAGAAGGAAAAGUCGCACUGGUUAUCAGUCUGUGUAAUCUAUUGAAUCUUUGGCAUCAGAAGCUAUAUUUCCAUUGGCUAAAAGCCAGGAAAUGCUGUGCAAUAGACUGUUUAAGAUAUGCAGACUAACCUCACUUGGUGAGUUGCUAGUAACUUGGGCAUGAGUAGCACUUAUUUAAGAAAAAAAAUAUAUUAUGACCACUUUUUCUCUAUUUUGUUUCUCUUCCUUUGUUGAAAUGUAAUUGAAAGAAAAACUAUGGCUUAAAGUAUGGUUUUUAAAAUAAAUAAUGAUUUUCAGCCUCUGGAUCCUAGUAUAAAAGACUUUCUAUUGAAGUAUAAUUUUAUAUGUUGCAGUUACUUGCAUUUUGCUACUUUGAUGUUAUUUGCAAAAUCAAAGCUGUUAGUGAAUUUAACUUGCUUUAGGAAAUAAACUGAAGGACAUAAGGAAUUCAUUUUCAUUGGUGGUAAACAUAAGAUUUGGUUCAUUGUAAGAUUUCCCACUUCCUAAUCAGGAAGAUUUCAAUAUUUGUAUUUAUGUUCGUUAAAAAGCAAGUGCUUCUCAAUAUUGAACUUAAUAUAAAGUCUGACUGUUUUCUCCAUUAUUGUUGGUGACCACUGUGUUUUAACAAGGAUGCCUUUUUCUUUGAUCUCCUGAAUUUGGAAUGUAUUGAUUUCCUCAAAUUUCACACUUAUGCUGAAGGAUAAAGUAAGACCUUCAGCUUUUUAAAAACAUGCUGAUGUAGAAUGGGCUGAUUUUUAAAAAAUAUUGUGAUUUAUAAUUUUCCCCCUCAGCGCCUUAACUUUAUACAGAAAGUUAAUUUAUCCUUUUUCUCCCUAUAGUGUUUUUGUUUGUUUAUUUCUGUUCUUUCUGCCCUCUUACUUCCUAUUUGAAUAAGUUCUAAUUGAUUUAAAAAAAAACAUACUGAUUUCCUUUGUUCUCAACAGCAAGUGCUAGCUCUAGAAGCAAGCACUGUGUCAUCAUUCAGAUGGCUGACUAGCAAAAACUGGACAGAGAUUAAUCUGUGAAUUUGUUGAUCUUGAUACAGAUACAGAUUUAUAAACCUGUAGAGACCUCUAAUGGCUCUGGUUUCUAGAGUAAAGUACCAGAGACUAUUCAUUCAUUCCUGUGUCUAUUUGAAAUAUUUUUUUAAAAUUUGGAAGUAUAGUGUUUUGGUUGUUUAGCAUCCAAAUGGCUUUUUGGCAUGCCUGUCGUUAGCAUAGGCAGAAGUUAAUUUUACUAUGCUGUUCUAUCUACGCGGUUUAUUAAAAACUAAAGCUCCCAAAUGUCUGCCUUCAUUUCAGAAAUUUUCCUUGGUUUUAAAGUUAAGUCUUAGACCUUAAAAAAGCUUGUUAUUACAUCUAAGGAGAAGUCCUAAUCUACCUCUCAGUGCAGUGCAGAUGCUCAGUUCUGCUGUGUUGAAACCAUUACCUGAUCAGUAUCUUUCUUGACUAUCUUAUCUAUAUGCCCAACUCAAAAGCAUAUAUUCCAAAAUGUCUCUAAGUAUGUAAAAAUGUUUUCUUCUAAAAUAUUCUCUGAAAACCUGUUGUUUGCCAAAAGGAAUUUAGUUAAAAUGAUGGUACCAUAAAGAGCAAUGGUUUUAUUUCAAUACCUAUUUUUGAGAUGACUAUCUAGAACCCAGAUUAGUUCAAUUGGCUGGUAACAAGUAUCUUAAUUGGAACUUUAGAUAUUUCAAAAUUGUAGAUUCCUUCAAAGUUUUUUAUGUUUUGGGACAGAUACUUAUACCACUAAUUUUCAUUAGGUAUUAUAGCUUUAUCUUAGAUCCUUAGAAAAUGUGCUUAAUUUAUCAGAAAUUAGAAUAUAAAAUAUUAACAGAGGGCCAAAAGAAAAGCUUUGACUUCAGAAAAAUGCAAGAAAUUUGAAGUCUAUGAACUGAAUGUUCACUGAAUUCAUUUUAUGUCAGUACAACAGUGGAUCUGGAAGUGGCACUUUGAUCUCAUGAGUAAAAUUGUUUUUCACCUAGGCUUCUUUGAAAGAACUGAUACUUGCUGCUAUCUAAAGUUCUGAAUAUAUUAACUUAGAGAACUAAAUCAUAUCUAUAAAAUUAUAUUGUGGUACUCCUGUUUGAUAUGAUAUAUGUGAUUUUAGAUUGAUGGAUUAAAAAAUAAUAAAGAUCAUACAUUCCAUACUACUAUGGAAAACUUCAUAUUUAUUCUCUGUGCUCAACCUUAAGAGCUUAGGUUGAUUUGUGCAGUCUAAGUUUCUUAAAUUUUAGUCUCUUGAAAUCAUAAUUUCAUAGGUAUGUACCUUAGGAAAGUGUUAGAACCUAAAGUACAGACACUUCAAAUACAGGGGCCUGAAUGAUCACAAAAGCUCCCUCCCUCCCCCCCCAAAAAAUUGAUAAUAAAAUAUGGAACUGAGAAAUCUAAAAGCUUCUUAAUAAAUGUAUUCACACCUUAUGUCUGUACAUUGCACAACUAUAUGCAUUGUUCAUGUUAUUCUGGGUAAGAUAGACCGUGAAGAUAUGGCAGGAGCAGGAGAGACACUGUUCAUGUUCUAAUUGUUUUAGAUUCCUUAAAACCUAACCUAAAGCUCAAUUGUCAUAUGAUUGAUUUCAAUGACAACCCAUGCAUUGGACAUACUUUUUUUUUUUUUUAACAAAAGGGAUGCUUUUUGGUGGGAGAAGGAAUUGAACAUUGGCUGCCUUCAUAGUUUCUGAAUAAUAGUAUUUCAUAAUCUGUUUGGACAUUUAAUAACGUUUAGGUGAAAUGUCAUUAUGCAGAUGUAGCACUAUAGAGGACCUCUUUUUCUUGUUGCAUCUCUCAUGGAAUAUAUGUCACAACUCUGCACAUCAUAGGUGCAAAAAGGAGCAUUCCAUGUUCAUCGUGUGCAUUCUGAAUGCUUGUACUGCCUCUAGAAUUCUGAUGUAAUGGUUUUUUAUUUUCCUUGCUUUUACUGUGUAUGUAUUUUGAUGGUAUUGCAAAUUCAAAUUCCAUUGUUGCAAAAGGCACACAAACAGGAAAAAUCUUGGUAUGUGAUGCAAUUCAGUAGGAAAAAGUAGCCGCAAGUGUUAUUGAGCAGCCCCACUGCUGUGUACUAUACACAUAGUAUUCAUUUCAUUUAAAUACAGCAGCCCUUUGGAGUUGGGUGAUAAUCUCCAAUUUAUAGAUGAAGUAACUGAAGCCUGAGUUGUUUACUUAACUGAAAAGAAGAACCUGCUAGUACCUGACUGUUGUGUGUCACAUGAACCUUGCGGGGAAACGUGCACUAUUAUUUCAGUUACUGAAACUCUACGAGUGUACCUGGAGCCCUAAGUGGUCCUUUCCCACUUUUGACAGUAUUUCUUUCUCGCUCUGCAACUUUCCAUGUGCUGGGUAAAGUCUAGCAUAAGAUUGGAGCCACAACAGUGGAGGGGUCUAUGAGAGAAUAUGUACUUUGUGUAUAU